AUGCCCCGUGACGAGAAGUUCGUGACGCGUCGCGUCGCACGGCACCGGGGCGAAGUUGAUACUGAUCCUGGUGUCGACGAUGCUAUUGCUAUACUUCUCGCACUGGCGUCGCCUGAAAUAGAGAUUGUAGGAUACGUUGUGUCUUUCGGGAAUACCGAUCUACCUGCCGCACAUGCCAAUAUCUUCAAAAUGUACCAAGCUGUUGCCCGGCAUAGAGAGAAGCACCCAGGGACCUUCCCUAACCUAGAACAGGCAAUAAAGCCUUUCGUCGCCAAAGGGGCUCUUGGCCCACUGAGUGGAGAGUUGCACAGUGCACAAUACUUCCAUGGCCACGAUGGUCUCGGCGGCCUUUCGGAGAAGCACCCUGAGUUGAACGUCGCACCUUCGGUUCUCGAGUCCUCAUCUCAUCCCUUCUUACAACCCACGGAUCGCCCAGGCCACGAAAUAGCGCUGGAAUCACUACGGAAAUACGAACCCCGAGAGAUCACGUAUAUUGUCCUCGGACCCAUGACAAACCUCGCGCGGAUGAUGCGCACUGACGCCGAGUGCGUGCGCAAGCGCAUUGGACGUGUUGUGAUCAUGGGCGGCGCACUUGACGUCCCCGGGAACACGAGCCCGUCUGCUGAAUUCAACUGGUUCGCGGAUCCCUACGCCGUCGCCGAGCUCCUCACUCCCAAACCCACCGGCCCCCAUUCUGGCCUCCCGCUUUCUCGAAUCCUAAUACUCCCAUUGGACAUCACAACCUUACACGAGCUCCCUUUCCCUCUCUACAUCUCGCGCGUAGAUCCCGCCUUCGACCCUGUCAAGCUCUCGGUUGCGGCAGACAAAGACCCCAUGCAGCACUUCACGUCCGCGUUCCUCCAGCGCACCCGUGAGAUCAUGCGCGGCUUUGGUAAAGACGCCAUGGAGCUUCAUGACGUCGCUGCGAUGUGGGCGGCAGUGCUGAAUCCGCCUGUGAAGGAUCCUGCAGACGAAACAGAGGAUCUGGGCUUGACUCCUGGAUGGACCAUCGCAUGGAGAAAAUUCGAAAUGGAAUGCACAGGAGAACUGACGCGCGGGAUGUGCGUUGUAGACCGUCGCGACGACAAGGGUGCAUACGCGCCAGGAGCGAACCGUGCUGCGGUACAGGCGGCGCUUGAGCGCCAGAAUCUGAAGCAUGGACCAUUCGAGUCUACGGCUCUACCUGCACAGGUUGCAGUGGAAGAGAACGCGCAAGUGAAAUCGAAGACCGGUGGCGUGCCGACCGUCGUGGGCACGCCGGGGUCUGAAGCGUUGGUAAAUAUCAUCAUGAAGAGGGUUUGGGGCGUUUGA
Messenger RNA from Heterobasidion irregulare TC 32-1, 1311 nucleotides. RefSeq lists its product as uncharacterized. The coding region runs from base 1 to 1311 and encodes 436 amino acids. The record is from RefSeq and is a predicted model, not a curated record. Gene Ontology annotation, biological process: purine nucleoside catabolic process. The transcript has 8 exons. NCBI's taxonomy places the organism in Eukaryota, Fungi, Basidiomycota, Agaricomycetes, Russulales, Bondarzewiaceae. Gene Ontology annotation, cellular component: cytosol. Gene Ontology annotation, molecular function: purine nucleosidase activity.